GUAAGAUGUUCAAGUCUCUGGACCUGUCUCUCAUCGUGGAGUUCAUGCUGAUGUUCUAUAAAGACAAGCCCAUCGACUGGCUGCUCGACCACAUCAUGUGGGUCAAAGUGUGCAACCCCGAGAAGGAUGCCAAACACUGCGACCGACAGAAAGCCAACCUGAGGAUUCGCUUCAAACCGUCGCUGUUCCAACACGUCGGCACACACUCCUCUCUGGCCGGGAAAAUACAGAAACUCAAGGAUAAGGACUUUGGGAAGCAGACGCUCCACAAAGGUCACGCUAACCCCCUGGCAGAGGUCACGACCUCUCUGAAGACCUACCAGCACUUCACUCUGGAGAAAGCCUACCUGGGGGAGGACUUCUUCUGGGCCUUCACCCCCGUCUCAGGGGACUUCAUCCGGAUACGCUUCUUCACGCCUGUCCGCAUCGAGAGGUUCUUCUUCCGCAGCGGGCACAUGGAGCACCCUGGAGACAAGCUGUUCAACACGUCUGUGGAGGUGCUGCCGUUCGACAACAUCCAGGCGGAGAAGGAGGCUCUGACGGAGGGCAGAGAGAGAACACCAAAGUAUCAUCGGACUGAGGACGGUUUCAUCCGGAUAGGAGCGUUCGGCGGGGGCGUGGCAGAGGGGGAGGUGGACGCCUCCUUCGGCCCGCUGGAGGCGAUGAGACUCUCCGUUCUGACAGACUCUCCAGUGUGGGUCAUCCUCAGCGAGAUCUUCAUAAAGAAAGCAGAGUGAAGCCCCCCCCCUCUCUUUGGGCACAGCACCCCCCUGCAGAGAGACCCCCCCCCCAUCUCUUUGGGCACAGCGCCCCCCUGUGGCUGCAGAGAGAAACUGCAGAGAGACUCCCCACCCCUCUCUUUGGGCACAGCGCCCCCCUGCAGAGAGACACCCCCCCCUCUCUUUGGGCACAGCGCCCCCCUGCAGAGACACCCCCCCCCUCUCUUUGGGCACAGCGCCCCCCUGUGGCUGCAGAGAGAAACUGCAGAGAGACUCUCAGAUGAACUGGAGACUGUAUCAAAGUGUAUUUAUUGUACAUAAAGGUAAACACUGAAACUGGAAACUGCUGCUACCCCCCCCCCCCCCCCCCCCACAGUACUAUGUAUACAAGUACACACUACCAUAGGAAUGCCCUCAGUGUGUGUGUGUGUGUGUGUGUGUGUGUGUGUGUGUGUGUGUGUGUGUGUGUGUGUG
Messenger RNA from Trematomus bernacchii (emerald rockcod), 1193 nucleotides. RefSeq names its product alpha-1,3-mannosyl-glycoprotein 4-beta-N-acetylglucosaminyltransferase B-like. Gene Ontology annotation, biological process: protein N-linked glycosylation. Gene Ontology annotation, cellular component: endoplasmic reticulum; Golgi stack; endoplasmic reticulum-Golgi intermediate compartment. Gene Ontology annotation, molecular function: acetylglucosaminyltransferase activity. Lineage: Eukaryota; Metazoa; Chordata; Actinopteri; Perciformes; Nototheniidae. The record is from RefSeq and is a predicted model, not a curated record.